GGCGGGAUGGAGGUGGCGCGCGCGGGGCGCACGGCCGGGCUGGCGCGAGAUGUGCUGGAGCGCGCGCGGCGCCGGGCGGCGGAACCGGGACCGGGAGCGGGACCGGAGGAAGAAGCCGAGCGCCUCAGUGCAGCCUUCGAUUCGAUCGUGAAGCUGAUGGGUAAAGCCUCAAGGGAAUGCGAGAAGUACUAUAGCUUCGUGGGAGCCCCAAGGUGCAAAGAGCAUGAAAUUAAACACAUCUGCAAAUACCAUGGCAAGCAGGCAGAGGAAAGAGAGGUGGAAGAAGAGAGGUCUGAAGCUUCCAGAGCACCCAGUCGAGCUCAAACUUGCCAGCAACGUACCAGACAAGCUUCCAAAGACUUGUAUAUCGAAGUUUCUCCCGGCAUCUAUUCUGUCACAGCAAUCUCAGAUGACAUGGUGAAAAAAACCCUCGUAGUAGGUGUCAAUGCAGGACAAAGUGUUGAUUUGACUUUUGUUCUGUGAUGUUUGUUGUUUCUUGACAUCACGGGAAUAAAAUACAAGGCUCUUUUUACUGCAUGUAAUGAACUAUAAAUAUCCUUUUCUUGUUAGCACUUUAAUAGUAGCUUCCUCUUUGGGACUCCAUUUUUAUGGUCUGUAUAUUUGUUUUCUACUUAAUUCAAUUAUAUGCAACCCACUUUGUACACUGAUUUUAUAAAUAUUUGUACACUGUGUGCCUUUUAAAUCCAAUUAUGUGACUGUGUAAUUCCAGAUUCUUCUGCUUUAAACAACUAAAGAUACAAUCAGUGAAAUAAAAUACAUGAUCAAGCCUU
Messenger RNA from Pipra filicauda (Wire-tailed manakin), 791 nucleotides. It is a transcript of the gene AKIP1, whose product is annotated as A-kinase interacting protein 1. Gene Ontology annotation, biological process: regulation of non-canonical NF-kappaB signal transduction. The transcript has 5 exons. Lineage: Eukaryota; Metazoa; Chordata; Aves; Passeriformes; Pipridae. The record is from RefSeq and is a predicted model, not a curated record. Gene Ontology annotation, cellular component: nucleoplasm. The coding region runs from base 7 to 483 and encodes 158 amino acids.